AUGAGACGAGUUUUGAGAGUUGCUUUAAGGGCACUUACCUAUUACAUUGAUUUGUUUCAAGCAUUUUGGAAUAUCCUUUGUUUCAAAGUUUCACAUGCUUCAACACGCGUUGAUCCAAGUCCAAUAGAAUCAUCAAACUCAGACGUUGAUCCAACUCCAAUUGAUAGCAGAAUGGCAGUGGAAGAAGAACGGUGGUCAUAUAUGCCGCAUGACCUGCUAUCGAAAAUUGCGGGUGAACUAGGGCUCAUGGACUUUCUCAGUUUCCGAUGUGUAUGCAAAGAUUGGCACAUUGCUUCUUCAAAAGUCUCACACGAAGAUAACUCGUCUACGUGUGAACCUUGGUUCCUCGUUUACGAAGGAGAAGGUUCUCAGUGUUCGUUGCUGAGCAGCAAGCAUAAACGCUACAUCAGCCAUACCCUAGAACUGGAAGGGGCAGCAUGCCUUGCAUCGUAUGAAGGAUGGUUAUUACUGUUUCGUGAGGGUUCUUUGUUCUUUUUUUGCCCAUUUUCAAAGGCAAAAAUAGAGCUUCCGAAUUGUCCAAUCGCCGAAGUAACCGACCACGUUGCAGCAUUUUCAUCUGCUCCCACUGCUCAAAAUUGCACUGUUGUUGUGCUGAACCGUUUGAGUCAAUUUGAGUUACAGCUUUUCAUGGUUUGCAGGGGAGAGAAGGUGUGGACCAGGCACUCGUAUGAGGGUUACAAUUUUAAAACAAUGAGGACAGCUUUGUUCUACGAAGGGGAUGAGUUUCACUUUUUGGACGGGAAACAAGGUUUGGUUAGCUUCGAUUCUAAAAGCAGUGAAUGGAAGAGUUAUUAUCUGCGUCCAGCAACAGCUAGUCCUGCAGAUGUGGUAGUUUUGAGCUACAGGAUAAGUGAGAACUUUUUUCAACACCGUAAUAAUGGUAAAGGGACAUUCUUAGAGGAAAAUGAUUCAAUUUCUACGGUGGGAACUACAGUUUCACGCGAUACUGGUAAUUAUGACUUGUUAAUUGGGAAUGAAAGCAUAAAGGCGCCUAAGGAAUCUGAAAGCCGUCAUCUUAAAGGAGUAUGGAUCAAACCUAAAUAUUGCUAUGUUCCUCCAGAUCAGACAUGGUAA
This is a messenger RNA of Vigna angularis (adzuki bean), 1095 nucleotides long. RefSeq names its product F-box protein At4g00893. The transcript has a single exon. NCBI's taxonomy places the organism in Eukaryota, Viridiplantae, Streptophyta, Magnoliopsida, Fabales, Fabaceae. Gene Ontology annotation, molecular function: protein binding. The coding region runs from base 1 to 1095 and encodes 364 amino acids. The record is from RefSeq and is a predicted model, not a curated record.